GGUGAAGGCUGAUUGAAGCACCAGCCGGGAAGAGAAACUACAGCAAGAGGAAACAGUCCGUACUUGCCCUGCAGAAUUUUUUUGACAGUCUUCAUUAUAUAUAUAUAUAAACAAAAAUGGCGUAUCACAGUCCGUAUAGAGCUCCUCCGCAUAUCAACGCUCCUCCGGAUCAGGGAUUUCUGUGGAAUAUCUUCCAGAGGGUCGACAAGGACCGGAGUGGAGUGAUAUCAGACUCAGAGCUUCAGCAGGCCUUAUCCAAUGGGACAUGGACUCCUUUCAACCCAGUAACUGUGCGCUCCAUCAUAUCCAUGUUUGACCGAGAAAACAAAGGCGGCGUGAACUUCAACGAGUUUGCCGGGGUGUGGAAGUACAUCACGGACUGGCAGAACAUCUUCAGGACCUACGACAGGGACAACUCCGGCUUCAUUGACAAAAACGAGCUGAAGCAGGCGCUGACUGGAUUCGGUGAGCUGCAAAGUUAUCGUCUCUCAGACCAGUUCUACGGCACCCUGAUAGACAAGUUUGACCGUCAGAGGAAGGGACAGGUGGCGUUUGAUGACUUCAUCCAGUGCUGUAUUGUUUUACAGAGGUUGACCGAUGUGUUUAGGCGGUAUGAUACAGACCAGGAUGGCUGGAUCCAGGUUUCAUAUGAACAAUAUCUUUCCAUGGUCUUUAAUGUCGUAUAGCGAACAUGGAAAACCACAAAAGAGCACAACUGGACACAUCUGUGCCAAAGUUCCCAAGACCCUCUGGAUGUCUGCCAAAUUGGACACUACAAGAUUUCUUUAAGCCUAGUUGGGUUGUUUAAAAAUUUAAGAAUAGAUGGUAUUAAGAAGAGAAAAAUCUUGCAGUGUUUUGUUGACAAAUCUGAUCAGUGUCUGUGUUGGGGGACUCAUUAAGGACACGUCUAUCUUUCUUUCUGUCGGUAUGUUUGUUAAUGUUGGCAACAUUGUAAUGUCUUAACUUUAACUGAUGAAAUAACAAAAGAGAUAUGUUAAAAAAUAAAUAAAAUAAUGCAUUGUAAAUAUGAUUUAAAAUGCAUUGCAUGCUUUUCAGGGAAAUUUAGCCCCAGAUUGAAGCAUGCUUUCUCUUUCUCUUUUCCUCUUCCCUUUUUUGCUCAAAGCCAUGUUUACAAAAACUGUGAAAGCAGGUGCUGCUCUGCUUUGGGAUUCACUGACAUGCCAGCUUACAUGCCAUAUUUGUACAAACUUAUUUUUAUCAGCGAAUCUUCAAAUGUUAGAGCCUAAUUUUUGGUAGAGGGUCGGCAUAAUGCCUUUAGUAUGGCUUUUUUUCUGUGCAUGAUGCCUUAAAAUGUGUAAAAAAAUAAAUAAAAAACACAUCUUUUAUUAAAAAAGGCAA
Molecule: messenger RNA, 1359 nt
Organism: Melanotaenia boesemani (Boeseman's rainbowfish)
Lineage: Eukaryota; Metazoa; Chordata; Actinopteri; Atheriniformes; Melanotaeniidae
Gene: pdcd6
Product: programmed cell death 6
Exons: 6
Coding region: 117-686 (189 amino acids)
Molecular function (GO): calcium ion binding
Source: RefSeq, a predicted model, not a curated record